Dictyostelium discoideum AX4 is the source of this 1962-nucleotide messenger RNA. Its product is annotated as phosphoenolpyruvate carboxykinase. NCBI's taxonomy places the organism in Eukaryota, Evosea, Eumycetozoa, Dictyosteliales, Dictyosteliaceae. The transcript has 2 exons. The coding region runs from base 1 to 1962 and encodes 653 amino acids. The record is from RefSeq and is a predicted model, not a curated record.
AUGUUAAAAAAUUUUAUUCAAAAAGGUAAACUUAUAAAUUCAAUUUCAUCUUCAUCAUCAUUUCAAUCAUCAACAUUUUUAAAUAAUAAUGGAUUUAAUAGUGGUGCAUGGGUUGGUAGUAGAUUCUUUUCACUUGAACAAUUAAAGAAAAAAACAAAAAAUCAAAAAUUAAUUAAUUGGGUAGAAGAACAAGCCAAAUUAUGUAAACCAGAUAACAUUUAUAUUUGUGAUGGUAGUGAAGAAGAAUUUAAAAAAUUUACAGAUGAUAUGGUUAAAAGCGGUACAUUAAUUAAAUUAAAUUCAAAAAGACCAAAUAGUUUUUUAGCAAGAUCAGAUCCAUCAGAUGUUGCAAGAGUUGAAAGUAGAACAUACAUUUGUGCAAAGACCAAAGAAGAUGCAGGACCAACAAAUAAUUGGAUGGACCCAAAUCAAAUGAAACAAACUUUGAAACCAUUAUUUAAUGGUUCAAUGAAAGGUAGAACCAUGUAUGUUAUGCCAUUUUCAAUGGGACCAUUGGGAAGUGAUAUUAGUCAUAUCGGUGUACAAGUUACCGAUUCUCCAUUCGUUGUGUGUAAUAUGAAAAUAAUGACACGUAUGGGUGAUAAAGUUUUAAAUCAAAUUAAAGAGAAUGAUGAUUUCGUACCUUGUUUACAUAGUGUUGGUGCACCAUUGGCAAAAGGUCAAAAAGAUUCCCAUUGGCCAUGUAAUCCAAAUAAAUACAUUGUACACUAUCCAGAGGAGAGAUCAAUUCAAUCAUUUGGUAGUGGUUAUGGUGGUAAUGCAUUAUUGGGUAAGAAAUGUUUCUCACUUCGUAUCGCUUCAUCAAUGGCAAAGGAGGGUGGUUGGUUAGCUGAACAUAUGCUCAUUCUUUCAUUGACCAAUGACAAGGGUGAAAAGAAAUAUAUUGCAGCUGCAUUCCCAUCGGCAUGUGGUAAAACUAAUCUCGCCAUGGCAAAUUCAGUUCUCCCAGGUUAUAAAGUUCAAGUUUGUGGUGACGAUAUCGCUUGGAUGACCAUGAGAAAUGGUCAACUCUAUGCAAUCAAUCCAGAGUUUGGUUUCUUUGGUGUUGCACCAGGUACUUCUGCCUCUUCAAAUCCAAAUGCUUUGGCUGCAAUCUCAAAGAAUACACUAUUCACCAACGUUGCCUUAACACCAGAUAAUGAUGUAUGGUGGGAAGGAUUAAGUUCACCACCACCAACUGCAAUCGAUUGGUUAGGUAAUGAAUGGCAUCCAAAUGGUGAAGGUAACAAUACAUUUGCCGCUCAUCCAAAUUCACGUUUCACUGCACCACUCUCCCAAUGUCCAUCCAUUGAUCCAGAAUGGAAUAAUCCAACCGGUGUACCAAUCUCUGCAGUCAUUUUCGGUGGUAGACGUUCAUCCACCGUUCCAUUGGUUUAUCAAGCAUUAAAUUGGAAACACGGUGUUUUCAUGGGUGCUAGCACUGCAUCAGAAUUAACUGCCGCUGCCGAAGGUACCGUUGGUACACUUAGACAUGAUCCAUUCGCUAUGUUACCAUUCUGUGGUUAUAAUAUGGGUGAUUACUUUGCUCAUUGGUUAUCAAUGGAACAAAAAGCCGGUUCAAAUGCUGAUAAACUUCCAAAGAUCUUUUAUGUCAAUUGGUUUAGAAAGAACAAGACCUCUGGUAAAUUCUUAUGGCCAGGUUUUGGUGAAAAUGUUAGAGUCUUAAAAUGGAUCUUUGAUCGUUGUAACUCUACUCUCGAUACAACCGAUGGUAAAGCAACUCAAACUCCAAUCGGUUUCGUACCUUCAAAUAAUUCAAUUGAUCUCAAUGGUUUGGAAAUUAAUAAAUCUUCACUCAAAGAAUUAUUUAGUUUAAAUAAAUCUGAAUGGUUACAUGAUCUUAAAAGUAUGAGACAAUUUUGUCAACAAUUUGGUGAUAGAUUACCAAAUGAAAUUAAAAAUCAAAUGGAUCAAUUAGAAAAUAGAUUAAAUAAAGAUUAA